This is a messenger RNA of Microdochium trichocladiopsis, 3833 nucleotides long. RefSeq names its product alpha-mannosidase. The coding region runs from base 131 to 3529 and encodes 1132 amino acids. The record is from RefSeq and is a predicted model, not a curated record. Gene Ontology annotation, cellular component: fungal-type vacuole membrane. Lineage: Eukaryota; Fungi; Ascomycota; Sordariomycetes; Xylariales; Microdochiaceae. Gene Ontology annotation, molecular function: alpha-mannosidase activity; carbohydrate binding. The transcript has 7 exons. Gene Ontology annotation, biological process: oligosaccharide catabolic process; mannose metabolic process.
CCUUCCCCUCACUAGAAACACGACACUCCUUUGUCUGCUUUGCUGUCCCCAUCGACAAAUUGGCUGCCGCUGUGUGUGAUUUGGUGGUCCAGAGGCAUCACAGUCCUCCUGGCACAAAACAACUGUCAAGAUGUGUUCCGGUCAUGGUUCUGGUUGUGAACACCCGGCCGGCACGGCUUCUGUCUAUCCUGUCAAGGCAGCCGCCCCGGUCGGCAAGAAGAUUACCUCCUUGUACAAGAAACGCCUGACCAACUUCUUCACGCCGGGACAAUGGGAGAAGGUCAAUCUCAUGGCCAUGCUGGAUCAUGGCAGAUAUUCCGGUGCUCCCCACGUCCAGCUCUCCGUAUGGGAUGCUCCCGGCACCGACAGGCCGACAUUUGCCCAGGCCACCGCCGCCUCCAACGAGUAUCGCGAAACCAAGGUCGGCGAAAAGUUCGGCCCCUCGUGGACAACACACUGGUUCCGCUGCGUCCUUCGGCUGCCCGAGGCCCUAUGCAAUGCUGAUGGUGACAACAAGCCGGCUGCUCAACACAUCGAGUUGCAUUGGGAUUGCAGCAACGAGGCCACCGUCUGGACCGCUGAUGGCGAGCCUCUGCAGGGUCUCACCGGCCGCGGUGAGCGUAUCGAGUGGAUUGUGCCCGACAGCUUCAGAGACGGGCAAGAACACACCAUCUAUCUCGAAAUGGCGUGCAACGGCAUGUUUGGCAACGGCCCCGGCCGACCCAUCUUCAAGAACAACGCCGGAGGUGACUCGAUCCAGCCUCCUGAUCAGAACAAGUUCUUCGAGCUCACCAAGGCGGAGAUCGUGGCCGUCAACUACCCAGCCAGAAUGCUCCACGCCGACUUCAGCGUCAUACACGAUGCCGCAAUGGACCUGCCCGAGGACACGUGGGAGCAGCAUGAGGCGCUCAAUGUCGCGAGCCGCAUCAUCGACACCUUCCGAGUCGGAGAUGACAAGUCGAUCGAAAAGUGCAGGCAGAUUGCGGCGGAAUAUUUGGGCGAAGAUAUCAACUCAGCCGAGGUCUACGCCAAAGGUGGCCCCGUCACCAACAGCCGGCGUCCGACUGUGUUCGCCGUGGGACACUGCCACAUUGAUACGUGUUGGUUGUGGCCAUGGGCCGAGACCAAGCGCAAGGUUGUGCGCUCUUGGUCGAAUCAGUGCGACUUGAUGGACAGGUAUCCCGAAUUGACUUUUGCCUGCUCCCAGGCGCAGCAGUUUCAAUGGCUCAAGGAAAUCUACCCUUACGGCUGGGAACGUGUCAAAGCCAAGGUCAAGUCGGGCCAGUUUCUGCCCAUCGGCGGCUCUUGGGUCGAGCACGACACCAACCUUCCCUGCGGCGAGUCUCUAGUGAGACAGUUUCUCUAUGGCCAGCGAUUCUUCCAGCGCGAGUUUGGCUUCCGGUCCACCACCUCCUGGCUGCCCGACACCUUUGGCUUCUCGUGUCAGAUCCCGCAGAUCUGCCGGCUUGCGGGUAUGACGCGAUUUCUUACACAGAAGCCGUGCUUCAACAGUGUCAAUGAUUUUCCGCAUACAAGUUUCAACUGGGUUUCACUAGACGGCAGUCAAGUCAUCUGCCACAUGCCACCAGCCAAGACUUACUGUGCUGAAGGCAAUUUUGAGAACAUCACAUGCAGCAUCUCAAACCACAAGUCGCUCGACCAAGACAACACCGCCUUGCUUGCUUUCGGGAAAGGUGACGGUGGUGGCGGACCUACAUGGCAACAUCUCGAGCGGCUGCGUCGCCUCAGGGGCAUGGCAGACACCAUGGGGGGCCGGACGGUGCCGCGCACACACGUUGGUGCCACUGUGGACGAAUUCUUCGACGGCCUCGAGGCCAAGGCAUCAAGCCUCGUCACUUGGCACGGAGAGUUGUACUUUGAGCUGCACCGCGGUGUGUACACCACGCAGGCCAAGACCAAGGCGCACAACCGCCGUGUCGAGAUUUUGCUUCACGAUCUGGAGAUGCUGGCCACGUACGCCUCUGUGCAAAGCGGAGGAGCGUUCCAAUAUCCCAAGAAGGAGCUCGAUGAGAUGUGGCAUGGGGUGAUGCUGUGCCAAUUCCAUGACUGUCUUCCAGGAACUGCGAUUGAGAUGUGCUACGACGACUCCGAAAAGAUCUACGACAACGUUUACAAGACCGUAGCUAUGCUCUACCAGCAGAUCCUCAAAACUUUGGACGUGCACGAGAUACAGCCCGCAGAGAUCCAGGUGGACCAAAUCGAGACAACCACUGCGAUCAACACCCUGCCCUGGGCACGAAGCGAACUCAUUGACAUUUCGAGCACGCAAGCUGUUAUCGCUCGUGGAAGUGGUCAUAUGCUUGAUCUCUUGCCGUUCGGAACCGAAAAUGCUCACAGGGAUAAGGUCACGGUGAAAGAGCUGUCUGUGGGUGUUUUCCAGCUGGAAAACGAACACCUCACCGUCAAGGUUGAACGAGGCUGCAUCACGUCGAUCUACGACCGCCGCGCUAGACGCGAGACACUUUCCGGCAAGGCGAACCAAUACGUCAUUUUCGAUGACAAACCGGUGUACUGGCAGGCCUGGGACGUGGAAGUGUACCACCUCGAGACGCGCGAGGAGCUCAACGAUUCGACAGCGACAAUUUUGCUUGAGGACAACGGAUACCGCGCGAGCGUGGUCACGGAGACACGGAUCAGCCAUGAGAGCUCGAUCAAGACGACCAUCUCCCUCAGCGCGGUGCUCGAUAAUACUCAGCCAUCUCAAGUCGAGUGCACGGCCGAGGUCGACUGGCACGAGACGAUGAAGUUCCUCAAGGUUGAGUUCCCCGUCAGUGUGAGCAACAUGGAGGCCUCGUACGAGACGCAGUAUGGCGUUAUCCGGCGACCUACGCAUUACAACACAUCCUGGGACAUGGCCAAGUUUGAAGUCUGCUGCCACAAGUUCGCCGACCUAUCGGAGCACGCGUACGGCGUGUCGAUCCUCAACGACUCCAAGUACGGCUUCGCGACGGUCGGCAACGUCAUGCGCCUGUCGCUUCUGCGCUCACCAAAAGCGCCCGACGGCAACGCCGACAUGGGCAAGCACAUUAUGCGCUGGGCCAUCAUGCCGCACAAGGGGCCCCUGGGUGCCGCGACCGUCCGCGCGGCAGCAAACUUCAACAACCCGAUGAAGAUUGUCCAACGGACGGCGUCUGGCAUCCGCGCCGGCACGAAUCAGCGCAGAGGCGGCAAGGCGCCCAUCAGCCUGAGCGGCGACGACAAUCUGGUGCUCGACUGGAUCAAGCGCGCCGAGGACGACGCGGACGUGUGCCAUGACGGCAACGAGAACCUGGGAGCGCGCGACGCCGCGGCGGGCAAGUCGAUUGUCGUGCGUGUGUAUGAUGCGCUGGGCGGGUUUGGCCGGGGCGUGAUCGAGUCCGAGUUCCCGCUGGACAAGGUGUUCAAGACGAAUAUCCUCGAGGACGAUGGCGAGGAGAUUGAGGUUGCGCAGAGUGGUGGCGGCUCUCAGUUCGAGGUCGAGUUGGGCUCGUUUGAGGUUGCGACUUACCGGCUUGUGCUGAAGCAGUGAAGUGACUCUUCGCCUCCUCGGGAGAAAGGGGAGCACGGUGACAAUGACAAGGUUAGACUGAGAUGGAGAAGGAUAGAGCUAGAGCUAGAGCUGGAGCAUGUAGACGGCCUUGGAUAGAUUGCGUUCUAUACUGUACUUGGUUGUUGAUGAUACACCAAUGAUCAAAUUACUGGGAAUGCGUUCUUUUGAUGCGCGUACACUUCCAGCAAGGAAAAAAUGAAUGCACAGGUGGACGCGGCACAGCUCGGAUGCCCCCACGUCGCGAGCUGUCCGGCGUGGUGAGCCAGACAGCGCGCGUGCUGAC